AAAUGGAGAGGCCCAGCUGACAGGAGGGUCAGUCUUAGCUGGUGAUGUGUAAGACGCGGUCGUGUGUCGUUUAGUGCUUACCAUGACCCGGACAGAACUACUUUGCCUCGUGGCUGUGGCGGCUAGUGUGGCGUGUGCGCUGGCCGGGGCACACCAGGACCAUGACGACGCGGGGCCCAGAGUUUACCACAACCAGUUUGCUGUGGAGGUCCCGGAAGGCGUGGAGACAGCUGAUAGAAUAGCCUCAGAGUAUGGAUUCAGCAACCUCGGCCAGAUCGGGGCCCUGGACCACUACUACCUCUUCGAACACAAACACGUCCACAAGAGGUCCGCGGAGCCGGCCCACGAGCAUCACCAGUACCUCCACUCCGACCAAAGGGUGAGUACAAACCAGCCCACCUUACACUCCCUGCCUCACACCCUCCCUGCCGCACCCUACACCCCACUGGACCGCAUGUACAUAGAUGUGUUAAUCAUUCUCUGGAAGGUACUUGUUGUGAACUUUAGGCUAAAUGGCGUUCUCAGCCCCUCUAAAUGACCGCUAGGGGUGUAUGAGGGUGUAGUAUUUCUGGAUUUAGUUGUCAUAGGUACCCGCCAGCAACCAUUAAGAAGAUCAAGCCUACUGAUCAACAAACAACCACAUCAACGAGUCUCCGAAAAUGGGCAGGGGGUACCCAACAAACAACCACAUCAACGAGUCUCCGAAAAUGGGCAGGGGGUACCCAACAAACAACCACAUCAACAAGUCUCCGAAAAUGGGCAGGGGGUACCUAUCAUCCUCAGUUAUCUCAUUUACCUUCACAAAAUAGAUUUCAGGCCUAUAACUAUCGUUCUUUUUAGGGGGUAUAUAGGAGCAUGGGCGGGUUUCUGGGUGGCCGUGAAUGCUGAAUAACUCCUUCCUCCAACAUAUCUUUGACCUGUUCAUCCACAAUUUGUCUCUCGCUGUGUGGAAGUCUGAAGGCUGUAAUGUAGAUUGGCUAUUGCCUGGUUUUAUUUCUUCUGGGUAUCUAUCUAUAUCUAUCUAUCUAUCUAUCUACACAAGUCACCUCUAUCAUCUA
Eriocheir sinensis (Chinese mitten crab) is the source of this 1058-nucleotide messenger RNA. RefSeq names its product furin-like. The transcript has 2 exons. The coding region runs from base 83 to 538 and encodes 151 amino acids. The record is from RefSeq and is a predicted model, not a curated record. Lineage: Eukaryota; Metazoa; Arthropoda; Malacostraca; Decapoda; Varunidae.